AUGAGCAUUUCCGCUGCUGCUGGUGCUGAGGCUACUGCUACUCAGCCUGCUCCCACUACUACUAUUCAUGGUGGCACCACGGGUCAGGUUCCUCCCACUUCCUACUAUGUUCAGCCUGGUACUACCUCUCAAGUCCAAGCGCCUCAAGGUCCCAUGAUUGACGAGAAGAUUGUCCAGAAGCAGAAGGAGAAGGCCUUGAGGGAGUUGGAGUCCCGAGUGAAGCUGGCCUUGCAGCAGCACGAGCAGAUGUAUCAGCUACAGAGGUCUCACAUCAUGGCUGAUCAUGACAGGCAGAUGGAGUACACCAAGGCUACCAUUGAGAAGGAGCGUCAAGCUGCUAUGUUCGACUUGGAAGGUCAGUAUCAGACCAACACUCGAGGGCUCGAGCAAUCGGCCAUUCAGCAGCGGAUGCAGAUUGAGACUACUGCCAUGCAACUUGACAUCCAAGCUCAUCAGCAGAAGAUGAUCAUGGAGCACCAGGAGCGCGAGAAGAAGUGGACCGGUCAGCCUGCUGUGGCUCAGACUAUUGCGGCUCCUCAGCCUUAUGUUGCUCCUACCACUUAUAGUGCUUACGGUCAACCUG
Messenger RNA from Perkinsus marinus ATCC 50983, 583 nucleotides. RefSeq lists its product as hypothetical. The transcript has a single exon. The annotation marks the transcript as partial. Lineage: Eukaryota; Perkinsozoa; Perkinsida; Perkinsidae. The record is from RefSeq and is a predicted model, not a curated record.